AUGUUUGUGGACAUCCAAGGCCUAAGAUGUGUAGCAGUCGUUGCCGUCGUUUUAUUCCACAUGUGGCCAAAGAACUUCGCAUCCGGCUUUCUGGGAGUUGAUGUGUAAGUUGAGUCCUCACUGGUCUCCUUCCACCGCGUUAUAAACAAAAUGAGGGCCACAGGACAACCUUUUUAGCCCCUUUAGCCUUCGUAUUUUAGAUUCUUUGUGAUCUCCGGCUUCCUUAUGCAUCACAUCCUCAGCUCCAAGGCACUAACGACACACACUGCUCUGCAAUUUUAUCACCGAAGGAUCUCCAGAAUUGUCCCGGCCUAUCUAUUUACAAUAUUAAUGACUGCUCUUGCCACACUCUUCGUGUACACUCCAACGGAGUUCAAAAAGAUUCUAACCGAGUUGUUGGCGGCCUCUACCUUCUCCUCCAACAUUUUUGGCCUCACAAAAGUGGACUAUUUCAAUACCAAUGCGCAGUAUCGGCCCUUCCUACAUACGUGGUCGCUUUCCGCGGAGCUGCAGUUUUAUAUCCUAGUUCCACUUCUAUUCGCGGCGUAUCAGUUGAUCAAAAGGGCUAACAGGAACGCGGGAGUUUUGUUUUUGUGUCUUAUUAUGGUGGCCAGUUUUGUGUUCCAGUCAAUUCUCGCAAGCGGUAAGUGUUUGUUAUUCCACAGUGGGAGAGAUAUUAGUAUUUUUUUUGAAUGUCCAAAAAAUAUCCCUAUGGAAAUGUUGAUAACAAGCACAGUGGAACUUUCUGUACAACAAAUCUCAAGGGCCAAAAAAUUUGAUAAUUAUAGGCAGUCUUAGUUGUAGAGAGGCUCAUUUGGCGUCAUUCUGCGGAAACUUUUAUCAGUCUGUCGGGAAAAUGAUGUGGAUUUAUCACAUCAAAAUCUCUCUUCGCAGUCGUGUACCAAAUCUCUAGCGGAAUGCCAUCGCAAGGCGCUUCCGAGACGUUACUUUAAUCCACAUUAUUUUCCCGACAAACUGAUGUGUGGAAAAUAUAACGACAAUACUUCUUGAAAUCGCGCUUUUAGACCCCAACCUUAUCCACAUGCACGUCCUCUCUCGGAUCUGGCAAUUUCUCAUUGGGUUUGUAGUGAACAUUGCCCGACCUAUGACCCCAGAUUCCAUCAAACAUUUGCACACUGAUCUGAAACCAACCCCCACAAGGGGAAGCAAGUAUUGUCUCAAUCGCAAAAAUCUCCUGGCCUUGUUCCUGGCCAUGCAGUUGUUAACAAAAAUGACGUCAUUAUUAUGGCUGGACCGUCUUAUUUGCACACUCACUACAGGCCUUUUUAUCUUCUUGAAAGGGAGCUGCAUUUUUGAAUGCUCUCCAAUGGUAUUCAUCGGCGACAUUUCCUACUCAAUAUAUUUGCUGCAUUGGCCAAUGAUUACGAUUUAUAAGUUGGUUUAUGUGAAGUUGGCCGAAACUCCGACAGUUUCAGGUAAUUCAACGAUUUAUUCCGUUCUGUGGGGUUUCCCUCCGCGAUUCUUUAAUCAUACGCGUUAGCUUUCAGAUGGCUUCAUGCUCAUUCAAGUAUGCAUAUUUCUCAGCGUGUUCUUCGAGGAUUUCUUCAAAAAGCUUGCAUCGCAUUGCUCGUCGUUUCGUCGCUUGGCGACUGCCUGCUUGGCCCUAUAUUUGGGUCUUGCAAUCGCAUCAAUACUUCUGAUUCGCUCUGCACAAACCAUUCCAAAGAUCAGGGUGGAAAACUCUAAUGCCGAGAAGAUCCUCUUGUCAGCGCUGGAAGUCUUUGAAACCCGUCAUAACGUCAACUUGACACGGCAACAAAUCUUCGAAUUCAAUCAGAAAAUUCAUGACUUCUCAUUGCUGUUCUACAACAAGAACCACUUGUUUAAUCGGACGUCAACAAAGCCGUCCAAAAUCUACCAUCAAAUUGAGGUAAGUGCCGUUCCAGGAUUUGCGGUUAGUCGACGUUUGCGGCAGAAAUGAGGACGCGUCCUGAAGACGAAGCUUGUUAGCCAAGACUGGGCAUAGACCUAACAAUAAGCAACCUAACAAGGGAAUAUUCUGAAACUCCUCAGGUGUUUGGGAAAAAUGACUAGUACAGGUGUAUAAAGCAGGUCAAGUUUGGUAUAAAGAGCCAUUUUCCAGCUGCGGAAUAAGCCCGGCCAACGAGAAAAAUUGACCGAAGGUUCCACAAAAAUUUCCUCUUUCUCUUCCCUCGGAAAAGAUGAGCGGUGUCCAGUGGUUCGGUUGGCCGAGUGGAUAAAGCGUCCGCUCGGUACGGGAAAACAGGAAGGCAAGCCUAAAAAAAUAAAAGCAAAACCACGCCAACUUCAGCAAGCACCAUCAAGCUUAAACAAGCCUGCAGAAAGCCCAAUCAAGUCUAAGCAAGAAUAAAAGUGUCCAAGUAAACGUUAAGCAAGCCUAGGGGACCCCAGUAAGUCCAAAGAAGCCUAAACAAGCAUCGCCCAUUCAACCGUAAGCAAGAUUAAGGAACCCCAGCAAUCCCAAACAAGCCUAACAAUUGUGAGAAAGCCAAACCAAUGUAGCCGACCUUAAACUCGCUGCCCGCAGGUAUUGACCAGGAAAGCUCCAGACAGCCCGCUUUUAGCCGCGUUUAAAGCCUAUUAGUAGGAAAAACAACACAAAAUUGUGCCAUAAAUUUCCAAAUUCGCUUUUCCAGGGGUCAGGAAAUUUGGAGAUUGUUCUGAUUGGAAACAGUUUGGCCGGCGACCUCUACUUUGGUAUGUGGGCCAAGAUGAGGAACCGUUUCAAACGGCUUACCCUGUAUUUCUCGGCUGGGAUACUGCCCUUUAGGGCUGAUGAAGAGGGCGAUCAUUCCGCCGACUUUCUCGACUUUCUUUCCAAUUUUGACCGACCAAUCGACUUGCUGAUUGUGAGAAACGCGUAGGUUUAUUAUUCUUAGCUUAUCUACUAUAUGCAUACAGUAAACCCAAAUGAUCUCUUAUACAGACAACCUUGUUUUUCAGCCACAACCGGGUCCGAUAUGAGCAAAGUUACGUCCAAAAUAAAAUGACCAAGGACAUGAAUUUAUUCUACAGUAAUCUGAACACGCUUGGACCCAAGAACAUUGUCCUUGGCAUGGCUGAAUAUGAAAGCUUCUUUCAUUAUCAGCAAUUUCAGCAGACCUACCUGAAGAACGGCGACUUCAGUGACCUCAAUUACUCGUUGAAGGUGGACACUUUAAACUUAAGCCAAAAAACGCGAUAAUGAAACUAAAACGGGUUUAUUUCAGAAAGCAGAAAAGGACAACAUUGCACUGGACAGAGCGAUAACUGCUAUAAAUUGCACCAACUGCCACUUCGUCGACUUCUUCUCUCGACUUUGCAAUCCAUUGAAAGACAUUUGCGCGGUCGUCGAGGAAUCGGGGAUAAUCAAUUACAAAGACACGCGGCAUUCAUCGUUAUUUGGAUCGUUCUAUUUUGCCGAGCAAUUACAACAUGAAUUACAGAGAAUGAACUUAAUAAAAUAAAGAUUUUGCAAUUGUGUCACCGCGGUUUGCUCAACGAUUUAGUGCCAACGUUUUUUUGCGGCUUGCAUUGUGCGAAAAGCAAAAAAUCCACUGUGCGUUGGCGACAAGCGUGGAAAAAAUCCGCUCGAAACGGGCAAAAAACUAGCCAAAAAAUCUUUCUCUCCGGCCGCACUUCGCGUUUCGUGUACUCUCUCGACAGCAAGGAUCGUUCAACAAAGCGCGCUAUGUCAGAUUCCACGGAACCUGGAGUUAUCCACGAUCGCGAUGUGUCUACUCGAUGGAAUUUAUGGAGAGAGAGAGAGAGAGAGAUGUCCCCAGUGUCAACUGUUUCCCCAGUUGUUUUUCCCCGAUGAUCGAGAAUGUUCGAUGGAGAGAUCCCGAAGCGGAGAGCAUGAAUCACGACACCGUAACCUUCUCUGAAGUUUUAUCCCAUACUUUGAUCAGUGUUGUUGUUGUAGUUGUCGAGUAG
Molecule: messenger RNA, 3918 nt
Organism: Bursaphelenchus xylophilus (pine wood nematode)
Lineage: Eukaryota; Metazoa; Nematoda; Chromadorea; Rhabditida; Aphelenchoididae
Source: the annotation of a GenBank genome assembly